This is a messenger RNA of Euleptes europaea (tarantolino), 1308 nucleotides long. RefSeq names its product protein phosphatase, Mg2+/Mn2+ dependent 1F (gene PPM1F). The transcript is spliced from 7 exons. Gene Ontology annotation, biological process: negative regulation of protein kinase activity; protein dephosphorylation. The coding region runs from base 1 to 1308 and encodes 435 amino acids. Lineage: Eukaryota; Metazoa; Chordata; Lepidosauria; Squamata; Sphaerodactylidae. Gene Ontology annotation, molecular function: protein serine/threonine phosphatase activity; cation binding. The record is from RefSeq and is a predicted model, not a curated record. Gene Ontology annotation, cellular component: cytosol.
AUGGCGUGGCGGGAGGCGGAGGCGAGCCGGGGUUUCCUGGGCUCCCUGCUGCGGGAUUUCCCGAGGCCGCUGGGCGCGGAGGACGCCUUGCCUUGGAGUCCUCCGGGCCGGGGUGGCGCCCUCAGCCAGGCCGAGGCGCCGGCGGAGAUGGCCGAGUUGGCCCGCAGCUUCCUGGGCAGCAGGAAUGCGCCACCUCUUCUUGCGGCAUCUUUGAUUUACGCAGCAAUCCAUGAUCUGCUGCAGAUGGAUCUUACUGAUUUUAAAAAGCAGCACGUGGAAGGAGAGGAAGCUGGAGACCCUGGGACAUCUUUCUUGCUUGAUGGAGGCCCUUUGCAGCACCGUUUCUUUAACAAGCUCUGGGAUGUGUGUUGCAAAUGGCAGAAGCAGCUACCGCCACUGAAGCCUCUUGACCGCUACCUCCAGAUCUCCACCCAUGCGACACGCAAUUCCCGCCGGAAGAUGGAGGACAGGCACAUUUCCCUUCCAGAAUUUAAUCAGCUCUUUGGCAUGACGGAUGGUGUGGAGAGAGCAUACUUUGCUGUGUUUGAUGGUCAUGGUGGAGUGGAUGCCGCUAACUAUGCAGCAACUCAUUUGCAUUUCAACAUCGCACAUCACAAUGAGAUUGUGAAAAACCCUGCAGAAGCCUUGAAAGACUCAUUCCAGAAAACAGAUGAAAUGUUCCUUUCUAAAGCCAGAAGGGAGAAACUGCGCAGUGGGAGCACCGGUGUGGCUGCCUUGAUUGUGGGGAACAAGCUGCACAUCGCUUGGCUGGGAGACUCCCAGGUCAUGCUGGUGCAACAGGGGAAAGCUGUAACCCUGAUGGAGCCUCAUAAGCCAGAGAGAGAGGAUGAGAGACAACGGAUCGAAGCCUUAGGGGGCUGUGUCACCUAUAUGGACUGCUGGCGUGUCAAUGGGACCCUGGCUGUCUCCAGAGCGAUUGGUGACUUGUUACAGAAGCCUUACAUCUCCGGCUGUGCAGACAGUGCGUCAUUUGAGUUGACGGGCACUGAAGAUUACGUGCUCCUGGCCUGUGACGGGUUCUUUGACGCCAUCAGACCCUUUGAGGUGGUGGACCUCGUCCUGGAGCACUUAACCCAAAGCCACGGGGACGGCCUCAAGGCUGCUGAGAGGCUGGUGGCUGCGGCAAAAGAGAGCGGCUCCAGCGACAACAUCACUGUCCUGGUGGUGUUUUUGAGGGAGCCCCAGCGUGUCUUGGCUGACUGCCUCAGAGACCCCAAAAGCUGCUCUGCUGAGGAUUGUGCAGCAGACUCGCCCUUUAACUUUUUCAGCUCUGAAAUGACAGGCUAG